GCCGGCCCCCCCGCUAUGGGUCGGAAGCGCUGCGUGGGGGGAGACGGCUCCAAGAUGGCGGCGGGUUGCUGCGGGGUGAAGAAGCAGAAACUCUCCAGUUCCCCUCCCUCGGGCUCGGCCGGCCCGGGGGGCGGCGGCGGCAGCUCCCACUGCGGAGGGGCGGCGGCAGCGGGCGGCGAGCCGGGGGCGCUACCCCCGCCGGGGAUCGCCCGCCUCAACGGCCUGGGGGGGCUGGCGGGGGGCGCCGCCGGCUGCGUCCUGUCCCCGUCGCUGCCGCCCAACUGCGGCGGGGGCCCCGGCGGCCUCUCCCCCCCGGCCGCCUCGCUGCUCGCCUCCCCCGGGGCCGGCUCCGGCGGGCCCGGCUGCAGGAAGAUGGUGGUGUCGGCCGAGAUGUGCUGCUUCUGCUUCGAUGUGCUCUACUGUCACCUGUACGGCUACCAGCCCCCGCGGAGCCCCCGCUUCACCAACGACCCCUACCCGCUGUUUGUAACGUGGAAGAUUGGUCGAGAUAAACGAUUGCGUGGAUGCAUAGGUACUUUUUCAGCCAUGAACCUGCAUUCAGGACUCAGGGAGUACACACUUACUAGUGCCCUUAAAGAUAGCCGUUUCCCCCCAAUGACGAGGGAUGAGCUGCCACGGCUUUUCUGCUCAGUGUCUCUACUCACUAAUUUUGAAGAUGUAUGUGAUUACUUGGACUGGGAGGUGGGUGUACAUGGCAUUAGAAUAGAAUUCAUCAAUGAAAAAGGAUCAAAACGAACCGCCACCUACUUACCGGAGGUUGCAAAGGAGCAAGGAUGGGACCACAUUCAGACCAUAGAUUCCUUAUUGAGGAAAGGAGGCUACAAAGCUCCAAUUACUAAUGAGUUCAGGAAAACCAUAAAACUGACCAGGUACCGUAGUGAGAAGAUGACCAUGAGCUACACAGAGUACCUUGCCCAUCGUCAGCAUCAUCACUUCCAAAAUGGCAUUGGGCACCCCCUUCCACCAUACAACCAUUAUUCCUGACACUGAGCCACAUGACCAGUCACUGGACCUCUCUGCAGACCUCUUCCCAGGAGACCCCGCCCCUUCCUGGUCUAGCUAUCUCUAUUACUGUACCAUUUUAUGAUGAUAGUUUCCGUUGCCACGUUGACGCUUCUCCUUGGUUGGAGAAGUUCAUUGUGGCAACGGGUGAGAAAACUGCAUUAUUACAAACUCCCAUAAUUCUUUU
This is a messenger RNA of Trachemys scripta elegans, 1210 nucleotides long. RefSeq names its product AMMECR nuclear protein 1 (gene AMMECR1). Lineage: Eukaryota; Metazoa; Chordata; Testudines; Emydidae. Gene Ontology annotation, cellular component: nucleus. The transcript has 6 exons. Bases 16 to 1005 code for a protein of 329 amino acids. The record is from RefSeq and is a predicted model, not a curated record.